Spinacia oleracea (spinach) is the source of this 2434-nucleotide messenger RNA. Its product is annotated as protein LONG AFTER FAR-RED 3. The transcript has 15 exons. Lineage: Eukaryota; Viridiplantae; Streptophyta; Magnoliopsida; Caryophyllales; Amaranthaceae. Gene Ontology annotation, molecular function: hydrolase activity, acting on carbon-nitrogen (but not peptide) bonds. The coding region runs from base 219 to 1946 and encodes 575 amino acids. The record is from RefSeq and is a predicted model, not a curated record.
CUCUGUCUCUCACUCACACGGUCACACCAAACAAAAAUAAAAUAAAAUAACAUAUCAGACUCGAAGAACCAGAAAACCAAUGUCACCACCUUCCGGUGGCCGUGUAUGUGUACAACGUCUGAGUCUUGUGAAAGGCGAGCACACUUGACACAACAGGACCCCUCAGUCUGUCUCUCACACUCCCCGACUCCUCGUUCAGUCUAAUAUUGGGAAUAACAAUGAACAAACCUCUCCUCUUAUCGUCCUUUUUGGUGUUCAUCCUCUCGAUUUUGCUCCUCCCUCAUUUGUCCAAGUGGUCGAAAUUGAAAGUAGCAGAAGUAGCAGAUUUAUUGGUCACAAAUGCAUUCAUAUACACCAGUGACCCUUCUUUCCCUUUCGCUAAUUCCAUGGCUAUUAAAAAUGGCCGAAUUUUGGGUGUUGGCAACUAUUCAGUUCUUCAGGAAUUAGAAGGGAGCACAACGCAUAAAUUGAAUUUAGAGGGAAAAAUUGUGGUUCCUGGAUUUAUUGAUUCCCAUUUGCACUUGCUUUAUGGUGGAUUACAGCAGAUGAUGCAAGUGGAACUCCAUGGUGUCCGUACGAAACAAGAGUUUGUAAUGAAGAUUGAAGCCGCAGUCAAAAGUAAGAGGGAAGGAAUCUGGGUUGUUGGUGGUGGAUGGAACAAUGACCUUUGGGGAGGAGAACUGCCAAUGGCUAAUUGGAUUGAUGAUAUAAGUCCUCAGAAUCCUGUUUGGUUAUCAAGGAUGGAUGGUCAUAUGGGCUUGGCUAAUUCACUGGCAAUCAAGAUGGCUGGAAUUACUAAAGAAACAAAAGAUCCACUCGGUGGCACAAUAGUCAGAUGGGCAGAUGGAGAGCCUACCGGGUUGCUGAUAGAUGCUGCAAAGAAAUUUAUUCUUCCCAGUGUCCCAGAACCCACCAUUGAUGAAAGGAGGGAAGCAUUAUUAAGGGCCAGCAAUUAUGCUUUGACCAAAGGUGUGACAACAGUGGUUGAUAUGGGAAGAUAUGUUCCUGGUUCUUCAGCAGAAUUGCCAUGGGAAGAUUUUACAGAUGUCUAUAAAUGGGCAAAUACCUCCGGAAAUAUGAUUAUCAGAGUUUGUCUGUUCUUUCCCCUCGAAACCUGGUCACGUUUAUAUGAUCUUGUGCAGAAGACAGGUCAUGUAGUUAGCCAAUGGCUUUACCUUGGUGGUGUCAAGGCUUUCUUAGAUGGAUCGUUAGGCUCAAACAGUGCCCUCUUUUAUGAGCCAUAUGCUGAUGAUCCUGACAGCUAUGGCCUUCAAGUAGUGGACCUUGACGAUCUAAUCAACAUGACUGCACUUUCUGACAAGUCUGGGCUGCAGGUCGCAAUUCAUGCUAUUGGUGAUAUGGCAAAUGACUUAAUCUUGGAUGUGUAUGACUCAGUUGCUUCUGAAAAUGGAGAAAGGGAUAGAAGAUUGAGGAUUGAGCAUGCUCAGCAUUUGGCACCUGGUUCAGCUACUCGAUUUGGCAAACAAGGAGUUGUUGCUUCAGUACAGCCUGUGCACCUUCUCGACGAUGCGAUUUCUGCAGAAAAAAAAUUGGGGAAGGAGCGGGCUGAACAUGGAUCUUAUCUCUUUCAUUCACUUCUAGCAAGUCAUUCACUGCUAGCUUUUGGCUCUGAUUGGCCUGUUGCAGACAUUGAUCCUUUGAACAACAUUAGGGCAGCAGUGACAAGGAUUCCACCAGCGUGGGAAACGCCAUGGAUUCCAUCUGAAUGCCUCACACUCAAUAAUGCACUUGAUGCGCACACGAUUUUAGCUGCUCGUGCGUGUUUUCUUGACAAAGAAAUAGGGUCACUAUCUCCAGGGAAAUUGGCAGAUUUUGUUGUACUGUCCACAAACUCCUGGGAGAAAUUCAUAGCAGAAGCUUUUGCUUCUAUCGAGGCUACAUAUAUCGGUGGUGUCAAAGCAUAUCCUGCAAAGACUGCAGUGUGACAGUCAAGGUCAGAUUUAUAUUUCUUUUUGUGAACAUCAUAGUAGGAACACCUUUAAAAGCUACAUGUCUUGGUCAAACAUAUGUAAUAUGAUUUUUUUUGGCAUGCCAGGAGAAAUGUAAAUCAUGUCUCUAUGCAUGCUUGUAUUAGGGUUGUAUAGCGGAAGCAUAAUGAUAGUUAAACGGUAUAUGAGAAAGUAAGAAUCGAACAUAGUAACACGAGGGAUAGUCUCUAUAACCAAGGCCAUUUCAAUCAUUCAGGAACUGGUGGAACUAAGCCCCUUAGAAUAAAAAAGGCACAAUUAUAAAUUAUAAAUUAUAAAACUAGCUACUUGUACAUUCUAAUCAUUUUGAAUAGUAUAGCUCCUUAUGUAUGGGAUGAUCAAAUUAGGCUUUAUGAGCAGUUUUUGGUCUUUGAUUUCCCCUAACUUGCAAGUACCUCGUCUUUUGCCUCUUUUCUGGGAUUUCAUGAAUGGUUUGAUUUUCAUUU